AACGAGCGAAGCAGCCCUGAUGGCAUCACCAUCAUCAUCCUGUCUUCAGAACAUGAAUGCAAUCUGACUGCAUACCUUCAUCACCCUGCAUUUGCGCUCUCUCUCUUCCCCCCCUCUCUCUCCAUCUCUCGCUCUCUCUCUCUUGCUCUGUGCUGCUCAAAAAAAGCUCUCACAGCUGAAGCAGCCUCUCAUUAAUCCACCGGCUCACAGAGGGAGAAAUAACAGCCGCGGCAGUGCACAUGCAACGUUUUGAACCAACUAAAGCCACUUUGUAAACCAUACGAUGCAACAUGGGAUUCCACUAACAAGGGAGAAACAUAUGUUUUGCAUCCAGCUGCUGGAGACACCUUUGACAAAACUUCUUGCUGUGUUUUCUGGAGGACCAUCUUACCAUAUAGAGGAUUUUCUCCAGAAAAAAAGUUGGCGAGGUGCCGAACGAAAAGACUCAUCAGAAAUUUAUGAAUCUUGCCACUCAGGAGAGGUUUUAACUUGUAGCUCUCUCGAGACUGGAAGAUUUGACUUAUUUCUGAAGCGUAUCCUCUGGUCCCAGGUGCAAAAGCAGUCCGGAGAGAAUGAGGUGUCUCUGGGUGAAGAAUGAGCUGUCAGGAAAUCAGUCUUAGGCGGCUGCCUCUGCUAUGGGAGGGGGCGGCUCUCAGCCUCUGGCUCUGCUGCUGCUGUUGGACCCUCAGGGCCACAGCGGGGGCCGCAGCCGGGACAGGCGCGCGCGCCCCCGGCUCCCUCAGCUGGCUGCUGUCAGAUAAAGGGCCCUUUCACCAGUCCCUGGAGUACACGGAGGCAGCGGAGCGCUACCAGCAGGGCUUCAGCACCAGAUACAAGAUCUACAGGGAAUUUGGUCGAUGGAAGGUCAACAGUCUGGCAGUGGAGAAAUGGGACGGCUUCAGUGGCAGCGGAGGCCUGGCACUGCCUCUCGACCCCGACUUCACAUACACCGUCCGCCAGCUGGGGAGGCGGCCGACCCUCCACAUGAUUACAGAGAGUCUCAUCAAGAAAUACGGCACACACCUCCUUGUCUCUGCUACUCUGGGAGGGGAGGAGGCUCUGACUAUAUUCGUGGACAAAAGGAAGCUCAGUGAGGAGUCGUCACCCUUGGGUGCUGAGGGAACUCGUAGAAAUGUUACAGGGCACGUGACCCUGGAGACCCUCCACCAGCUGGCAGCAUCUUAUUUCACUGACAGAGAGAGCACCCUCCGCCGUCUGCACCACCUUCAGAUCGCAUCCACUGCCAUAAGGGUGACUGAAACCAGAACUGGGCCCCUGGGAUGCAGUAACUAUGACAACCUGGACACAGUCAGCUCUGUCCUGGUUCACAGUCCAGAAAACAAGGUUCAACUGCAAGGGCUGCAGGUGAUACUCCCAGAAUAUUUGCAGCAUCGCUUCAUUCAAGCCGCUCUCAACUAUAUUGGCUGUAAGUCUGAGGGCCAUUUUGUGUGCCAAAGCAGUGAAUGUUGGUGUGAGUGCAGCGCGGACGUCCCUCAGUGUAACUGUCCUCACACUGACCUGGACACUCUGGAAAAAAACCUGCUGCGCAUCCGAGAGUCCUUGACAUUCGUCAACCUUGAGUUUGAAGAAUCUGAGGAGUUCCAAAGCUUUGUUGGGAACCUGCCAGCCCAUUAUGCUGUAAACACAUCUGUUGUGGAACACUUGUGGAGGACAGAUGCCAACUUGCUCCAGCGUUACAAGCAGCUGGAUACCACCAGCAGCCAGCUCCUCGCCAAAGCGCGCCACACCGCUAACAAGCUCUUCAGCCUCAGCAAGAGGUGCAAGAAACUGCCGAAAAUAGUCCUGCUGAGACCGAGACGUCUCCACUUCUGGCUGAACUACGCUCUUUCCAUUUUGUACUGCUGCGAGAACAACCAGGUUGGCGUGUACAGUGAUGAGAGCAAGAGCUGCUCCUGCCCCUACAGCCAUCCGCCUUGUCAGGGCAUUAUUCCCUGCACUGUGGGUGACGGCCCGCGCUGUGCCUCUUGUUCCACAGAGAACCGGACACGAUGCUCCAGCUGUAACCCAGGUUUCAGUCUGACUCAGGGAGCAUGCCGACCUGCAAUACCCGAUCCUACAGACCCGUACUUGGGCUUGGAAAGUGACAGAGAUUUGCAGGAUCUGGAGUUACGCUACCUGCUCCAGCGGCGUGACCCACGCAUCUCUCUGCAUGCUGUGUUUGUGAGUAACGAUGUGCGCCUAAACACUUGGUUUGACCCAUCCUAUAGGAAAAGAAUGCUGCUCACGCUCAAGAGUAACCGGGUAAAGUCCAGCCGUGUUCAUGUGCUUCUUGGAUUGGCCCUUCAGUUCUGUCUCACCAAGAACAGUACUUUGGAGCCGGCAUUGUCUUUAUUUGUAAAUCCUUUCGGAGGUAGUCACUCAGAGAGUUGGACCAUGCCCAUAGGUCAGCACGGCUACCCUGAUUGGGAGAAGCCCAAGCUGGACAUCCCUUUGGACUGCUAUAACUGGACGUUGACUCUUGGAAACAGACGGAAGAGCUUUUUUGAGACUGUUCAUUUCUACCUGAGGAGUCGGCUCAGGGACUCGGUGGGAGUUAUAGGUGGAAACAGGAAUGACAGUGUGUACUACGAGCCCUUGGAGGCUACGGAGCCUUCGAGCACCAUUGGCUACAUGAAAGUGAACAGCAUGCAGCUGUUUGGAUACAGCGUGCACUUUGACCCCGAGGCCAUCCAGGACCUGAUCCUGCAGAUUGACUACCCAUACACUCAGGGUUCCCAGGAUUCGGCCUUGCUGCAGUUGGUGGAGCUGCGUUACAGGGUUAACCGCCUGUCGCCUCCAGGGGCUCAGCACAUGGAUCUGUUUGCCUGUCUGCUCCGUCACAGACUCAAACUGUCCAGCGCAGACGUGACCAGGAUACUCACUGCCCUGCACGCUUUUAGUGCCAAACAACCAAACUACGUGGAGUAUGAGACAAACAAACUGUGCAGUUAAUGCCUCCCAGUUUAUGAUUUGUAUGUUUUCCUCACUAUAGACAGGCCUGUGCUUUUUGUCAGCUGGAUUUGUGUCCAUAUGUUGUAUGUUGUUCAAAUCUUUGUUGUACAUGCUGUAUGAUCAAUUAAAUUAGAUGUUUUUAAUUCAUC
Molecule: messenger RNA, 3101 nt
Organism: Thalassophryne amazonica
Lineage: Eukaryota; Metazoa; Chordata; Actinopteri; Batrachoidiformes; Batrachoididae
Product: BMP/retinoic acid-inducible neural-specific protein 3-like
Exons: 8
Coding region: 595-2952 (785 amino acids)
Biological process (GO): positive regulation of neuron differentiation; negative regulation of mitotic cell cycle
Source: RefSeq, a predicted model, not a curated record